Molecule: messenger RNA, 2584 nt
Organism: Branchiostoma belcheri (Belcher's lancelet)
Lineage: Eukaryota; Metazoa; Chordata; Leptocardii; Amphioxiformes; Branchiostomatidae
Exons: 5
Coding region: 277-1995 (572 amino acids)
Source: RefSeq, a predicted model, not a curated record
UUGUAUAGUGAAGAUCAUGGCGGAGGAUAUGAAACCCAGUGAAGGUCCCCAAUAAGGUAAUGUGUUGGUACGAAACUCAGCGUGGGCUGUCGUUUUCGUGACUCAUAGGGGAAUACCCGAGAACUACAGACCACAGACUUACCGCCAGAGGGAUUUUUAUCGCGUCACUGAAUUGUGUAUGUUGUCUGAGGGAACUUGGCGACCGGGCAGCAAGCCACAGUAGGUCUCAUCAACUCAGCUACUGAUUGCCUCUGACGGAUGGUGACGUGACGGAACAUGGUUGGCUUCAUGGAUCCAGACCGGGUGUACAAGGAUGUUGUCAACAAACACGAACCUAUGCUGUGUGGAAAAAUAAAUCCUCAAGAAAUGCUGCCUUACUUCAAGGAAAUUCUCACACAACGGGCAGUGGAAGAGAUCACGUGCGAGCAGAGGAACUACGGCUCAACCACAGCGGUGCCGAAACUGCUGUCUGAGAUAAAGAGAAAGAGAGGCUGGUUUCCUAUUCUCAUCCGGGCACUUCUUCAGCUUGGACACGACGACAUCGCCGACACAUUGGACCCCGGUCACACAGUUCCCAGGACGGAUGGAGCGGCUGCAGGGUCGGCCACUCAGAACCCGCCCUUUGGUUUGGUGCCACCACAACAAGCACAACAGAGCUCCGAUCCGUCACGACAGGGACCCACGGAUGGUAACUCCCCACCAGACCCCCAUGUCGCACCUUUCUCCAUCCAAGACACACAGCCCCACGAGCGGCCUGACCACGGGCAGACAGGCGUGGUGGUGACGGAGGAGGAGGAUGCAGAGAAGAAAGAUGGCGGCGACGACAGAGACGAAAAGGAUGAAGAGAUGCUCUCCGUGGAAGGCGUCAACUCCGUCGACGUCUUCGUCAGGAGAAGAGUAGAUGAGGGCCACCGAGCGCCAGGACGGACGUAUGCGGAGGAGGACCCGACGGAAGACACCGGAGACGGCGCGGUGGGAGAGGAGCCGACUGCGCUGUUUGAAGAACCGGUGGAUGAAAAACUGGACGGGUCGCCUCAGCCAAUAGGAGCGCGGACAAGGGAAAUCCAAGAAGAAGAAAUGCAGAAGAUCAAGAUGAAGGAGGCGCAUCUCAAGUCUGACGUUCAACCGGGUCGCUCAAGCACACCCAUUGCAUUCUUGAUACAGAAAGAGUACGAUGCAAGAGGGGCAGAGGGCAAUCGCUCGGAUGGGGGGAAAGGCGAAGGAAAUUCCGGCUCGAGUUUUGAACUCCCUCCAGGUUUUCACGACUCCGUGGAAGAGCAUUGGAAUCUCGGUGGAACAGAAGCACUGCCUCCGAACAACGAGUUAUCUUCCCCACCCGACAGGCCUGAGCCGCUACAAAAGAUCGACAACAUCACAAGAGCGGAAAGUCAAGGAAAAUCCGCGAAAGAUCCGCCUGGCCUGGGACCGACAGGGGUGGUGUUCAUAUCAGGAGCUGACAAGCGUGUAUCGGCGGCGACUGUUUGUGACGGGAGAGAAAACGAGCUAGCCACGGAGCCCAAAGAGCCAGUGCAGCCGUCCGACAACGGUGACGGCAUGAACGACUACAUGGCAGAAGCGUCUCACGCGAACAUCAGCGGAACUGUAAAAAUAACUGCUCCGAAAGAUACUGAAGACGCCAGCCCAGCUGAUGCCCAACCCACAGAUUUACCUUCAUGUUCCAAACCAUCUUCUCCAAACAAACCCAAAGCGCCGAAAUCUGCUUCAAAACCCGACCACAAUAUCAAAGACCGACCAACAGACGUCGGCCCUCGCAAACCGCCACCGCCCAGCACACCACAAACCUCACAGCGCCGCCACACCAUUCCCGAACGUACUGCAGAAGAAAACAACAGCCGAAACGCCAACAAAGAUACCCACCAAAAGGCCUCCACGGAGAAAGAUGCGGGCGGAGGAGUGGACAGUGCAACGGUGUUGCAAGUGGCCGGAAUUCUAGGUGUCACUUGCCUAGCAAUAUACAGGAUGAUAAAUAGAUGAAUUUCUCACGCACAUCAGAGAUCGUCAUAUCAAAACAGUGAAGUUAUUGAUUUGACUAAUUGGGGGUGAUACAAUGCUUUUUCUAUGUCCGUCCCUUAUGGUGUGUAUAUAGUAUAAUGACUAUAAGAGGAAUCUUUUGCAGUCUUGUUAAUUAGCCUUAAUCAACCUUCGAAUUCACAAGUACAUGAUCCAGAUUGUUUGAACUGUACAUUUGGGGGUCCACUAUCCUUUUGUACUUAGUAUCUACAUGUAUAGGCACCACUGCCUUAAAACUUUGCUUCCGUGAUAUGUGAACUUAACUGUGCUUUUGUUUGAAAUAAGUCUAUUUAGCAAAAAGGAUAAUGUUGAUCUGUGAUGAAAUGAAGGACAAUCAAUUAUAGAUUCACCAUAAAUGCGCAUGCGUUAAGUACAGUGGGUUAUAAAUGUCUAAUAUGGCAGAAAAAAACGUUAGUGACAUUGCAUGUUACAAAAAGGAGUGCUGAACUCCAGGAUUUCUCAGUGAUGAUAACUGUGUGUAUGGGUAUUAAUAUUCAAGAAGAAUAGCUUUGACAGUUUGAUGAAUUCUUGUUUGAACAAUAAACGUUCGAUC